GUCCCCGUAUAGUUUCCACGCAGGGACAGCCUACGUGUUUAUCUCGUGAGGUGAAGUGCGCUGCUCAUUUCCACUACACGUCUGGCAAUGGACCCAUACCUCCGCAGGUUCGGUCCUUAAUUGUGUUUGAGCAACAUUUGAAAUCCAGUCGUUCACACCUUCACCACCAUCAUCAUCAUCACCAUCAUAAGAAGAUGGGCUGCUGCUCGGCGCGGUGCGUGCUGGUCCUCCUGUGUUGCCUGCAGUUGAUAACUGCACUGGAGAGGCAGGCGUUUGACUUCCUCGGCUACCAGUGGGCUCCCAUCAUGAUCAACUUUGUUCACAUCAUCAUGGUCAUCCUGGGCCUGUUUGGUGUCAUCCAGUACAGAUCACGCUACGUGAUCAUGUACCUGCUGUGGACGUUGAUGUGGGUCGGCUGGAAUGUCUUUGUGAGCUGCCUCUACUUGGAUUUGGGAGGGCUUUCAAAGGACAGCGAUGUUCUCACCCUCGGAGUGUCGUCACAUCGCUCGUGGUGGAAAGACAACGGUCCAGGGUGUGAGAGCGAGAGCCUGCCCUCUCCUGCGUGGCACAACCAGCAGAACCCUGAGCUGACCACAGUACUGAGCUGCUGGCUGGAAUACCAGUAUAUCGAGAUCCUGCACUGCAUCAUCCAGCUCCUCCUCUCACUCCUGGGAUUUGUUUAUGCUUGCUAUGUUGUCAGCACUUACUCAGACGAGGAAGACAGCUUUAAUUUCAUUGGUGAUUUCCAUCAUCCACCCAAACCUCCUCACUUGUUCUUCUAGUGAGAAGACUUGAUGGAUUAUAAAUAACGGCAAAAAAAGAAACAAAGAGUUUGGGAAAAGCUGAAAAGGAAGCAGGCAGAGGAUGAAGACACUGAAUAGAGGCUGACGUCUUGUUGACAAUAAAACUUUUUCACAGAUGCUGAACCUAACCGUGCUGUACACACUGUCCAUUAUUAAGGCAUCGAUAGUGUGUUUACCUCGAGCGUCGAGUGAUGCGUCUGUGUGUGAAAUUGUAAAUAACCAGCUGUUUCUUUCUCAUGUUUUAAAUUGUAAACAUGUGUAAAAUUUUUGUGCCAUUUCAGUUAAAAGAGAUAACCAAAUGUUCUGUAGUGUAUGGUAUACUUUUGUGACAUAAAACCUAUAAUACAGUGUGUACUGUAGUGCUACAAGAUGUGAAAGGUGUGACACACACAGACACACCUUUCUGACACCGUAACAAAUGACAAGACUUAAAACAACUGAUUUGACUAUAACGGGUAUUGUCUUUGUAAUGUCAACUUCAUUAUUGUUGCAUUAAAAUGCAUACAUACAUAA
This is a messenger RNA of Solea solea (common sole), 1316 nucleotides long. RefSeq names its product sodium/potassium transporting ATPase interacting 5 (gene nkain5). Lineage: Eukaryota; Metazoa; Chordata; Actinopteri; Pleuronectiformes; Soleidae. The record is from RefSeq and is a predicted model, not a curated record. The transcript is spliced from 7 exons. Gene Ontology annotation, biological process: regulation of sodium ion transport. Bases 195 to 782 code for a protein of 195 amino acids.